AUGGUGCAUCAAUUGAGUUUAUUUGACUCUGUUGACGAUGAUUCUUAUGAUUUACUAAUAUCUACGUUGACUAUUCUGUCUGGAAAUUCUCCAGUACUAUUUAGUAACCUAACACAGGCAUGGAAACCAAAUGAGGCCUACGAUAUCGAUCGAGUCAAUUCUAAAAAUCAACUGGUUCAACUGAAUAGAGCCAAACUGAGUAAAGAGAUACCGCUCAAAUCAUUCCGCCGUUCUGAUGGUUCAGAGACUUUCUCGCAUACGCUGCUCAAGGACUUGGCAAAUAUGGAUCUACCGCUUGAGCCCAAUAUCCUAGAUGCCUUCUUUAACGAUACAAUGUCAUCAGGAUCCAAUGACUCUAACACUGCAUGGGCCCUAAAGAUGUCUGAUAUACCAGCAGCUGGGAGUAGCCGAAAAGUUUCAGCUCAAACGAUAUCUGAAUCAGUUAUACUAUCUACUGCCGGCGAAAAUUCUUCAUUGGCUUCUUUCUUGAGAGAAUUGGGUUAUAUCGAAUCUUAUCAAUACAUCACCGUUGGUGUCAAAUUCCUUAUGAAGAACGAUUUGGUUAUUACCGUUGAAAAGAUUUGGGAUAUUGGAAGGAAACGACAGAUAACGAAUGGUGGAUUUCUAGUCAAGGCAUUCGUAAAUGUUACUAGAGGAACAGAUAUCGAUCGGAUAAAUCAAGCAGAGAGCACUUUGCUGGCGUUCCAAAAGGACAUGCAAGGUUAUAUCGAUCUAACAAUCCCUGAUAGACAAGCUAUGGAUCCGAGAUUAGACUAUGUAAGUGACAAUCUAUGA
Molecule: messenger RNA, 795 nt
Organism: Torulaspora delbrueckii
Lineage: Eukaryota; Fungi; Ascomycota; Saccharomycetes; Saccharomycetales; Saccharomycetaceae
Gene: SRB5
Product: Srb5p
Exons: 1
Coding region: 1-795 (264 amino acids)
Biological process (GO): termination of RNA polymerase II transcription; regulation of transcription by RNA polymerase II
Cellular component (GO): core mediator complex; mediator complex
Molecular function (GO): transcription coregulator activity
Source: RefSeq, a predicted model, not a curated record